AUGUCUGAAGAAUCGUCUGCUGACCGUAACGUAGAAAUAUGGAAGAUCAAAAAGCUGAUCAAGAGCUUGGAAAUGGCUAGAGGAAAUGGUACAUCAAUGAUAUCUCUUAUAAUACCACCAAAGGAUCAGAUCUCCCGGGUAUCAAAGAUGUUGGCUGAUGAAUUUGGUACAGCGUCUAACAUCAAAUCCCGUGUCAAUCGGCUCUCUGUACUCGGAGCUAUCACCUCUGUACAGCAUCGUCUGAAGCUAUAUACUAAAGUACCACCAAACGGCCUGGUUAUAUACUGUGGUACAAUCGUGACAGAAGAAGGCAAAGAAAAGAAGGUGAACAUUGAUUUUGAACCUUUUAAACCAAUUAAUACGUCUCUAUAUUUGUGUGACAAUAAGUUCCAUACUGAAGCUUUAACAGCACUACUCGCUGAUGAUAAUAAAUUUGGUUUUAUUGUGAUGGAUGGUAACGGAGCCUUGUUUGGAACACUUCAAGGAAAUACAAGAGAGGUGCUACACAAAUUCACAGUAGAUUUACCGAAGAAGCACGGUCGUGGUGGUCAGUCAGCGUUGCGAUUCGCGCGUCUUCGUAUGGAAAAGAGACACAAUUAUGUCCGGAAAGUGGCUGAAGUGGCCACACAGUUAUUUAUCAGUCAAGAUAAGCCGAAUGUGGCCGGUUUGAUCCUUGCCGGUUCUGCUGACUUCAAGACUGAGCUGUCGCAGUCUGAUAUGUUUGACCCGCGUCUACAAUCGAAAAUAAUCAAGCUAGUCGACGUAUCGUACGGUGGCGAGAACGGAUUCAACCAAGCGAUCGAAUUGGCCGCCGAGUCACUGCAAAACGUUAAAUUUAUACAAGAAAAGAAAUUAAUUGGACGGUACUUCGAUGAGAUUUCUCAAGAUACUGGAAAGUACUGUUUCGGAGUUGAUGAUACGCUUCGCGCUUUGGAACUGGGUGCGGUCGAGACGCUCAUUUGUUGGGAGAAUCUUGAUAUUCAAAGAUAUGUGCUAAAAUCCCACGCGACCAAUCAAGAAACAAUUCUUCAUUUAACACCGGAACAGGAGAAGGACAAGUCGCACUUCACUGAUAAAGAGAGCGGAGUCGAACUGGAACUGGUGGAAUGUCAGCCCUUGCUCGAGUGGUUGGCGAACAACUACAAGUCUUUUGGAGCAACGCUUGAGAUUAUCACCGACAAGAGUCAAGAAGGGAGUCAGUUUGUACGCGGUUUUGGUGGAAUUGGCGGUAUUUUGCGUUACAAGGUUGACUUUCAGUCGCUGCAACUCGACGAACCAUUGGAUGACGUGGACCUAGACGAUUAUUAG
Molecule: messenger RNA, 1308 nt
Organism: Pieris macdunnoughi
Lineage: Eukaryota; Metazoa; Arthropoda; Insecta; Lepidoptera; Pieridae
Source: the annotation of a GenBank genome assembly